AUGGACGAGCGCCGGAGCUUGCUCUACUCUCCAGCCGCUUCCUCCACCAGCCGGCAUCCUCGGGGCGGCUCAACCAGCAGCCACCACAACCUGGGCUACACCGAGCAGCCGCCCCCCGCCGCCCCCCAGGCGGUCCCCGACCAAGAGGAGGAAGAAGGUGAAGAAGGGGAGGAAGGCAGCAUGACGGUGGUGGGGGGCGGAGGCGGCGGAGACCCUUUGCUAGAAGAACCACAACCCCCUCAGCCCGCGCUCGGCGGGGACCGCUACGAUCAGCCCCCGACUCCAGCCGCCCUCCCUGCCGGCCAGCCCGCGGACGGCGGGGAGCAGGAGUGCUGCGAGCGGGUGGUGAUCAACAUCUCGGGCUUGAGGUUCGAGACCCAGCUGAAGACCUUGGCACAGUUCCCCGAGACGCUGCUGGGGGACCCCCGCAAGAGGAUGCGCUACUUCGACCCCCUCCGCAACGAGUACUUCUUCGACCGCAACCGGCCCAGCUUCGACGCCAUCCUCUACUACUACCAGUCGGGGGGGCGAAUCAGGAGACCUGUCAACGUCCCCAUCGACAUCUUCUCCGAGGAAAUCCGCUUCUACCAGCUCGGGGAGGAGGCCAUGGAGAAGUUCCGGGAGGACGAGGGUUUCAUCCGGGAGGAGCAGCGGCCGCUGCCCGACAAGGAGUUUCAGCGCCAAGUGUGGCUCCUCUUUGAGUACCCUGAGAGCUCUGGGCCAGCCCGAGGCAUUGCCAUUGUCUCUGUUCUGGUCAUCCUUAUCUCUAUUGUCAUCUUCUGUCUGGAGACCCUGCCCGAAUUCAGGGAGGAUCAUGACUAUGAGGGAACUGGAGGGACCUUCGGGACAGGUGGUGGCCCUCUGCCACCUGAUGUCUUCACCAACUCUUCGUCCUCGGCUGCUUCCAUGGUGUCGUCCUUCACCGACCCUUUCUUCGUAGUGGAGACUUUGUGCAUCAUCUGGUUCUCCUUCGAGCUGCUGGUCCGCUUCUUUGCCUGCCCCAGCAAGGCCACCUUCUCCAAGAACAUCAUGAACAUCAUUGACAUUGUGGCCAUCAUCCCUUACUUCAUCACGCUGGGCACUGAGCUGGCCGAGAGGCAAGGCAACGGCCAGCAGGCCAUGUCCUUGGCCAUCCUCCGAGUCAUCCGCCUGGUCAGGGUCUUCCGCAUCUUCAAGCUCUCCCGGCACUCCAAGGGGCUGCAGAUCCUGGGCCAGACCCUCAAGGCCAGCAUGAGGGAGCUGGGCUUGCUCAUCUUCUUCCUCUUCAUCGGCGUCAUCCUCUUCUCCAGCGCCGUCUACUUCGCUGAGGCCGACGACCCCAGCUCAGGUUUCAGUAGCAUCCCCGACGCCUUCUGGUGGGCCGUGGUGACCAUGACCACGGUGGGCUAUGGGGACAUGCACCCCAUCACCAUCGGGGGCAAGAUCGUUGGCUCUCUGUGCGCCAUCGCCGGGGUGCUGACCAUCGCCCUGCCCGUCCCUGUCAUCGUCUCCAACUUCAACUACUUCUACCACCGGGAGACGGAAGGCGAGGAGCAAGCUCAAUACAUGCACGUCGGCAGCUGCCAGCACCUCUCCUCCAGCGAGGAGAUGAGGAAGGCUCGCAGCAAUUCCACCCUCAGCAAGUCUGAGUACAUGGUGAUCGAGGAAGGGGGAAUCAACCACAGUGCAUUCAAACAGGCUGCCUUUAAGACGGCCAACUGCACAAGCACGAACAAUCCCAACUGUGUGAACAUCAAAAAGAUCUUCACGGACGUUUAA
Molecule: messenger RNA, 1758 nt
Organism: Indicator indicator
Lineage: Eukaryota; Metazoa; Chordata; Aves; Piciformes; Indicatoridae
Gene: KCNA3
Product: potassium voltage-gated channel subfamily A member 3
Exons: 1
Coding region: 1-1758 (585 amino acids)
Biological process (GO): protein homooligomerization; potassium ion transmembrane transport
Cellular component (GO): voltage-gated potassium channel complex; membrane
Molecular function (GO): protein binding; delayed rectifier potassium channel activity
Source: RefSeq, a predicted model, not a curated record